AUAAAAGUUGUUUGUUGCACCAUUCAACCUGAAACUUUGCAGGAGAAGGAUGCAGCACUAGGAAAUGGUGGUCUUGGUAGGCUCGCUUCUUGUUUUCUGGAUUCAAUGGCAACACUUAAUUUGCCUGCUUGGGGUUAUGGUUUGAGAUAUAGAUACGGGCUAUUUAAACAGAGAAUCACCAGGGAAGGUCAGGAGGAAGUUGCAGAGGACUGGCUUGAGAAGUUUAGCCCCUGGGAAGUUGUGAGGCAUGACAUUUUGUACCCCAUCAGAUUCUUUGGUCAUGUCGAGGUUAACCCUAAUGGAAGCCGAAAAUGGGUUGGAGGAGAGGUUGUGCAAGCACUGGCUUAUGAUGUGCCAAUUCCAGGUUACCAAACCAAGAACACCAUCAGUCUUCGCCUGUGGGAGGCAAAAGCAAGUGCUGAGGAUUUCAAUUUAUUUUUAUUUAAUGACGGGCAGCAUGAUGCUGCUUCAGUACUUCAUUCACGAGCUCAACAGAUAUGUGCAGUUUUGUACCCUGGGGAUACCACAGAAGGUGGAAAACUUCUACGAUUGAAGCAGCAGUUCUUUCUCUGCAGUGCAUCACUCCAAGAUAUAAUAUCCCGAUUUAAGGAGAGGAGACAAGGGCCUUGGAACUGGUCAGAAUUCCCUACAAAGGUUGCUGUUCAGUUGAAUGAUACUCACCCAACACUUGUAAUACCAGAGUUGAUGCGAUUACUAAUGGAUAACGAAGAACUUGGAUGGGAGGAGGCAUGGGAUGUGACAUCAAGGACUGUUGCUUACACCAAUCAUACUGUCCUCCCUGAAGCACUGGAGAAAUGGUCUCAACCUGUGAUGUGGAAACUUCUUCCACGCCAUAUGGAAAUCAUACAAGAAAUAGACAAGAGAUUCACUGCAGUGAUAAGUACAACCCGGUUGGAUCUUGAGAGUGAGCUAGCCACCAUGCGCAUCUUAGACGAUAAUCCCCAAAAGCCAGUAGUUCGGAUGGCAAAUUUGUGUGUGGUUUCUUCUCAUGCCGUGAAUGGUGUUGCUCAGUUACACAGUGAUAUAUUAAAGUCGGAAUUAUUUGCAAAUUAUGUUUCAAUCUGGCCAACAAAGUUCCAAAAUAAAACCAAUGGGAUUACCCCUCGGAGAUGGAUUCAAUUUUGCAAUCCUGAGCUCAGUAGGAUAAUCACCAAGUGGUUAAAAACUGAUAAGUGGGUAACCAAUCUUGACUUGUUAACAGGUCUUCGACAGUUUGCAGACAAUGAAGAUCUGCAGGAAGAAUGGCUGUCUGCAAAGAUGGCUAGUAAGAAGCGUUUAGCACGGUUUGUUUUGCAGGUGACAGGGGAGAGCAUAGACCCGGAUAGUUUGUUUGACAUUCAAGUCAAGCGUAUUCAUGAAUACAAGAGACAGCUACUUAACAUACUUGGUGUGAUUUAUAGAUACAAGAAGCUAAAGGAAAUGAGCCCUGAAGAACGGAAGAAAUCUACUCCGCGUACUGUAAUGAUUGGAGGAAAGGCAUUUGCAACAUACACAAAUGCUAUAAGGAUUGUCAGGUUGGUGAAUGAUGUUGGCGCUGUUGUCAACAGUGAUCCUGAGGUCAACAGCUUUUUGAAGGUUGUGUUUGUUCCGAAUUACAAUGUGUCUGUGGCAGAAGUGCUAAUUCCAGGAAGUGAACUUUCACAGCAUAUAAGCACUGCAGGAAUGGAAGCAAGUGGCACAAGCAACAUGAAAUUUGCUUUGAAUGGGUGCCUUAUAAUAGGUACUUUAGAUGGAGCUAAUGUGGAAAUCAGGGAGGAGAUUGGUGAGGAGAAUUUUUUCCUCUUUGGUGCCACAGCAGAAGAUGUUCCUCGACUGAGGAAAGAAAGAGAGAAUGGACUGUUCAAACCUGAUCCUCGAUUUGAAGAGGCAAAGAAGUUUAUCAGGAGUGGAGUGUUUGGAAGCUAUGACUACAGUCCAUUGCUUGAAUCUUUGGAAGGAAAUUCUGGUUAUGGUCGUGGUGAUUACUUUCUUGUUGGUCAUGACUUCCCAAGCUACAUGGAUGCUCAGGCAAAAGUCGAUGAAGUGUAUCGUGAUAGGAAAAAAUGGCUAAAAAUGUCAAUCUUAAGCACGGCUGGAAGUGGAAAGUUCAGCAGUGACAGAACAAUUGCUCAAUAUGCCAAGGAAAUUUGGAACAUAGAAGAGUGCCGCGUGCCAUAAUUUCUGCUGCAUGUCCCUUGCAUGCAAGUUUAUGUAUAGCACAUAGAGAAUGAUAAAUUUAUAAGUAAUAAAAAAUAUGAAAAAAUAAUAUUCUGAAAAGAGAAAGUAAAGGAGACUUUUUUGCUUUCUGUUUAGCUUGUCACAAGAUUUCAGCUUUGUUCUUAUAUUAAAUGUUCUCUCAACCAUCUGCUUCUGAUAGAUAGCGCCCUCUAUAUGCAAAUA
Vigna umbellata (rice bean) is the source of this 2400-nucleotide messenger RNA. The record is from RefSeq and is a predicted model, not a curated record. Lineage: Eukaryota; Viridiplantae; Streptophyta; Magnoliopsida; Fabales; Fabaceae.